Molecule: messenger RNA, 16935 nt
Organism: Anthonomus grandis grandis
Lineage: Eukaryota; Metazoa; Arthropoda; Insecta; Coleoptera; Curculionidae
Product: unconventional myosin-IXa-like
Exons: 28
Coding region: 399-6731 (2110 amino acids)
Biological process (GO): intracellular signal transduction
Cellular component (GO): myosin complex
Molecular function (GO): GTPase activator activity; protein binding; microfilament motor activity
Source: RefSeq, a predicted model, not a curated record
GUCGUCGUAGCCGUCGAUGUUCAAAGUAGUUAAUAUAAAUAAAAAAAAAAUGGUAGUGUUCUCCAAUACAAAAACCGGAAAUCUUGCAAAUUUUCCCGUUUUUCAGUAGUUUAUAGACCCAAUAAUCGGUUCCGGACAUAAACAGGGACGUGUGGAUUUGCCCAGGCGUAUAUUUAGUUGUAUAAAGUAACAGUUUGUGGUUGUAUGGGCGGGUUCCAAAAAGAUUAGAGGGACCACAGAAUAUGUUGCUUUAUAAAAAUAAACCCACUACAGCUUGAACAAUCAACUUGCCUGAACAAUGACUCAUUCAAGACUAAACAUAGUGUAUGCUUGUUUAGACACAACGUUCCAGUAGUCUGGAUUUAUCUUGUUUCACAGAUGGAUGGGAAUAGAUAAAUAUGGCGAAUAAUAGGUAUAUUUUACAGGUAUAUGUAGGGGCUUUAAGUAGCCAUUAUGAAGCCCUUUCUGUUGAAGCCAGUAAGCAGACAACUUCAGAGGAGAUAGUUUCUUGUAUUGUUGAAAGGCUCUCUCUUAAUGAAAAUAUUUCUUACGAAUUAGCUGAGGUAAUUGGUGACAAUUGCGGACAAGAAUGCAAAGAGAGAAGUUUGGCAAGUCACGAAAGCCCUGUGCAAUUAAUGAUGCUUUGGCCGAGACACAGAACGGACAACAUGUGUUACAGAUUUUGCCUUAGGGAGCAAGUAGAGUGUGACUGGAGAGAUCGUUUUGUUAUGGAUCCGCAGCUUAUUAAAGAUUACUUGCAUAGAUUUUUAUACCAGCCAAAGGACCGAGAGUACCCAGAUCUCUGUCAGCUGCCAGACCUCAACGAGCAAACACUCCUUGACAAUCUUCGCGAACGUUUUGUCGCGGGUCACAUUUACACCUACGUCGGUUCCAUCCUAAUAGCCCUAAAUCCUUUUAAAUUCUAUCCUAUUUAUAAUCCGAAAUACGUAAAGCUCUACCAAAAUCGGCGGAUUGCCGCCAAUCUACCUCCACACAUUUUUGCGGUGGCAGAUUGUGCCUAUCGGUGUAUGUUAAAGGACAGAAAGAAUCAAUGUAUAGUAAUCAGUGGCGAGAGUGGUUCGGGCAAAACCGAAAGUACAAAUUUCCUAUUGCACCAUUUGACCGCGCUUAGCCAGAAGGGAUCGCAGGGCAGUGGGGUGGAACAAACGAUACUCAGCGCGGGUCCAGUAUUGGAAGCUUUUGGAAAUGCCAAGACUGCUCAUAAUAAUAACUCUAGUCGUUUUGGAAAGUUCAUUCAAGUAAACUAUAAAGAAAAUGGAAUGGUUCACGGAGCAGUGGUUCAAAAGUACCUCUUGGAAAAAUCAAGGAUUGUGUGUCAAGGGCGUUACGAACGAAACUAUCACGUUUUUUAUUACUUACUGGAGGGGGCUAAUGAACAGGAAAAGCAGCAGUUGCACCUUAUGACACCAGACAAAUACUACUACCUAAAUAAGUCCUGUUUUGCUUUAGAAAAUGUCGACGAAAGCUAUGAAUUCUCUAGGUUAAAACAGUCGAUGGAAAUGGUGGGAUUUACGCCAGAAAAACAACGUCGCUUAUUUUCGGUCCUUUCGGCAGUGCUGCUGCUCGGCAACGUGGAGUUUCAGCCAAGAAAAUCGGCGUAUCAUCACGACGAAUCGGUUGGGGUGAAAAAUCCGGAGGUGGUGGCCCUUAUUUCCGAAUUAUUGAGGGUGAAACAGGAAACAUUAAUGCAAGCACUGACUGCGAAACGGGCCAGGGCUUCAGGAGAAACUUUGGUGAUAAAUUACAGAUUACCAGAGGCAAUAGCUAGUAGGGACGCUAUGGCAAAAUGUCUCUAUGGGGCACUCUUUGAUUGGAUCGUCUUGCAAGUAAAUCAUGCCCUUUUGUCAAAAAAGGAUACCUUCCGGGAACAUCAAGGUAACUCUAUAGGAGUCUUAGACAUAUUCGGUUUUGAAGAUUUCGGUUUGAACAAUAGUUUCGAGCAGCUGUGCAUCAAUUAUGCCAACGAACAUUUGCAAUAUUAUUUCAAUCAGCACGUAUUUAAAUAUGAGCAAGAAGAGUAUCGGAAAGAGGGAAUUCGGUGGACGAACAUCGAUUUUAUGGAUAAUACUGGCUGUCUGCAGUUGAUUGAGGCGAAACCUAAUGGACUAUUGUGCCUUUUAGAUGAUCAAUGCAAUUUUCCUGGUGCGACAAAUGAAACGUUACUGCAAAAAUUUAAUACCGUUCACAAAGACAAUAAAUUUUACAAUAAACCUCAAAAAAAGGAAGGAGCUUUUAUAGUGGAGCACUAUGCCGGAAAAGUCAAAUACCAAGUAGCUGACAUGCGCGAAAAAAACCUUGACCUCAUGCGCCAAGACAUCGUGGGAGUGCUUAAAAACAGCUCGAUGGCUUUCGUCCGGGAACUAGUGGGUGUAGAUCCGGUCGCGGUAUUUCGUUGGGCGAUAGUUCGCGCAUUCUUCAGAGCUCAAUUCGCGUUCAGAGAGGCGGGGAAGAAACAUCGACAAGGUAGAGUAGACGGCAAUCGCAAUAACAUUCAGCAACGAUACAGAGGAGUGCAUGUACCCAAUGAAAAUCUUAUCAGCAAACAACGAUACUCAACAUUUACUCGGUCCAACAACGAAGAAGCAACGUCAAGUAAUAGGCUGAGCUGGCCGCAAUUUUAUCAUCGAAGUAGGUCGAAUUCAUCGAUUCCAGUGAAAACGAACGAAGACGAACGGCGUCGUAGGGAAUCUGCAAAUUCUCAGGGAUCCUACGCUUUAGAAAAAAUGCUUUGCCCGGACGAAGCCAGGGCAAUUCAGAGGGCGAACCAAAUCGUUAUGAAGAACAAAUCAUUUCGACCUAGGGAACGCGGCAAGAAAGGACUGAAAAAUCUCCAAUCAGUAAAGAAUCUGGUUGGUAGAACAGGCAUUACUGCCAUGAACCAAAAUCAGCUCAGCAAAGCGAGAAAACAGCCGUUGACUGUGGCCGCGCAGUUCCAGCAAAGCUUACAUUCUCUUAUGGAUACUCUGAAUCAAGCAAAUCCUUUUUUUAUUAGAUGCAUCAAGUCUAAUGGCAAUAAAAUAUCUAAUAAUUUUGAUCCAGAGUGUGUUCAAAGGCAAUUAAGGUAUACGGGUAUGUUGGAAACGGUCAGAAUAAGGCAAGCAGGAUUUAACGUGCGUUUGACAUAUGACGAAUUUAUUCAGCUUUACCGAAUAUUAUUACCCAAGGGACUUCUUAGCUCACAAUUAGAUGUCAGGCAUUUCCUAGCUACGUUAAAUUUAAAUCGGGAUAAUUACCAGUUAGGUGCCACAAAAGUCUUUAUGAGAGAGUCAGAAAAACAUAAACUAGAUUCUCGGUUGCAUCAACAAAUUAUGGCCGGUAUUGUGCUGCUUCAGAGGUGGUUUAGGGCUUGCCUGGAAAGGAGGAGAUUUUUACGAAUGAAGUCGGCUGUCGUGAUGUUGCAAUCGUACUGCAGGAUGUAUUUAGUACAAAAAAGGGUGAGGCAGAUCCAGGCGGCUGUCAAAAUUCAGAAAUUUUGGAGGAACUACAAGGCCAAGGAGUGGCUUAGGAAAUUAAAAGCUAGCAUUAUACAUUUUCAAGCUCAUUGUAGGGGCUUUAAGGUUCGACAGAUGAUUGGCAUGGGCCAUUAUCAUAGGAAAUCACAAGCAAUAAAAAUGGGUCCUCCGGGUAUUAGUGUUAAGAAAUUUAGCUCGGAUGAAGCGUUUGUCAGUAAGGAAUCGAGUCAAGAGGAAUUAAGGACUGGGCCAGGCGAAAAACGUUUCAACGAUUCAGACGAGAGUAGUGGAGUUCACGAGGACGAUCUUGAAAACGCAAAUCCAAAUAAACCAUUGCUACGAUCUACCGUUUCCUUACCGAUGGUUUCUCCUACCAAUUACUAUUACCAUUCUGAUAUUGGUAGUUCUCCAACCAUCAACAGGUUCGAACAAUUUGACCAAAGGAAAAAAAUCAGUAAAUCCCAUCAAACCAUAGACUAUUCGGAUCUAGAAUAUUCUCCACGCAGAAAAGGCAGUGGCGAGUCUCUGGAUUCACAGAAAAGUUUUGAGUCGCAUCAGAGCAUAGAUUCACAUUCUAGUAGCACAGUGAGAGAGAACACAAAGGCUGAUUCUUUAACAUUGGGAAAACAGUGGUCCAACAGUAGUACGACGAGCGAAACCUUUUCGGAACCGGGUAUAACGCGUUCUGCACCUCCUCUGGUUUCUCACAAGUUCAGUAGAUUUGGCUCAUCUGAAGAUGGCGAUGAUAUGACUCCUAAACCGCAGCUUACCCGUUCUCAAGCUGUCAAUUGGGGAGCGCCUGCUAUGAAAAAAGAAAGUCGAUUUGUAAAUGACAACCUUAGGGGUCUCAGAAGUUUCCCAGUGAGACGACCCAGUAAAGCAUAUGACGAUCGACCGGAUCCGAUUUAUCCUUUCGAUAAUACUCCUAAUAAACUCGAAGAGAUUUUGGGUCCGCCCGCUAGACCCGAAGCUCCUAUACGUAAUACCCGAAAACGAGAUGCUAAGAGAAUACACGUUAAAAGUUUAGGAGAAGUCGAGGAGGUGGUUGACUCAGGAAGUAUAGAUAAGGGAUUAUUAGGAACUAUAGAUGAAAGAAAAGCUCAUCUCGAGUUUAGCAGAUUGUCGGGUAAUUUUACCGCUCAAGAGGGUUCGAACAAAUUAUCGUUAACUCCGAAAAGGCAAAGAUCGAAUCUCACCCAAUUAGGUAGACGAAAUAGUGAUCCUGCAACCAAAGUACUUAUUAAUGAACAUAUAGGUAUAGAUGCCAGCCCUGCCUCGAAAGGAAGUGACAAGUGGAGCGACAAUAAUACCCACGAUCUAGCGGGUCACACUUUUCGAAAAAUAAACCGACUCGCCAAAGACGACUGUUGCUCCUUCUGCGACCAAAAAAUAGAUAUGUUUUACACGCAAGGGUAUAAGUGCACUCUUUGCAAGAAACUUUUUCAUCCUAAAUGUAUUCAGAACAACGUGUUCGAGAAUCCAUGUCCCAUUCGGCGUUCUGGACCUGAAAUCGGUAAAGUAAAACAUAAACAAACAGCACGUAAGCAAAGGAAAUACUCGGGAGCUCCAAUUGAUGUAAAUAAGUCGGAGGAAGCGAAAUUUAGUUUAACAGGAACGUCGGAAUUUACAGACAGGACGGAUCAGAUAAUCACCGGAGCCGAAGAAUUGACUUUGAUGCAAGAAUUUAUUGCUGAAAAAAUCAUGAAAAUGGAAACGGAAGGCGGAAAGUCGAGCGAAGUGGACAAGGUGUUUAAGCAGGCGUUAAGGGAAUUUAAAGACAAUUUAGUACAGAUGUACAGCGCGGCAUCGAAACACAUGGAGGCGUGCAAUAUUAGAUAUAAGGACCUUAUUAGUAUUUUUAAUCAGGCGAUGAUGACUGUCUGUCAGCGUGAGCUCAAAGAAAAUGAGACAAAGAAUUUUCCUAUAACGUUAGGUGUAAAUGCUUUUAGAGGAUUUAUGGACGAGUUUAUGUCGACGAAAAGCGAGGAUAAACCGAACAAAACUAAAAGAAAAAAAGAGAAAAAGCGAAAAGUGGAGACUUACAAGUGCAAAGGGCACACGUUUCUUCAGACAAUCAUCAACAUCCAAACCGCUUGCGAGAUCUGCAAUUCAUUUUUCAUGUGGCCGAUCGAGCGGGGUCUUGUGUGCCAAAGUUGUAAACUGACGUGCCACAAAAAAUGUUGCACCAACGCCAGUCAGUGCCAAAAGGAACCUCCACAGCCCGGGGAAAAUAAGAAGAUAUUCGGGGUCGCUCUGGUUACCUUAGUCACUGAGGAGCAUAAAAUUCCACUCGUUAUCGAAAAGCUUAUUUGUACAAUUGAGGUUAAGGGGCUCUACACCGAAGGCAUUUACAGGAAAUCAGGCGUCAAGUCAAAGAUUACAGAAGUGAGAAAUCAGAUGGAUCAAAGUCCGGAUAAUGUGGAAUUUGACAAAUAUCAGGUUCAUGUGUUGGCUUCUGUAUUAAAGACAUUCCUUCGGGAAAUGCCAGACCCGCUACUCACCUUCGAGUACUAUGAAAACUUUAUUCGGGCGGCUAACCUGGAAAUGGACAGUGACCGAAUAACGACGCUUUUUGACAUUUUAAAGAAGCUGCCGUCGCCAAACUACGAUUUGAUGGAGCGGCUGAUUUUUCAUUUGGCGCGAGUCGCUCAUCACGAGGAGACCAACAGAAUGAGCGCCUCUUCGUUAGCUAUAGUGUUCGCACCCUGUGUCCUUAGAACUAAUAAGCGCGUGCCUGCUCAAGAGAGUUUGCACGACAUUACUAGUCAGACGAGGUGUAUAGAGACGUUAAUAAGGGUGCAACUGGAAAAACUACGCCUUACUCUGUACGAAAUCGACACUCUGGACACCGCACGUCAGGCAGCCUCAAACCGACUUUCCUCCUUGCGCAGUUCGAAAGUUUUUAGUCCCGAUGAACUCUUGCCCAGCAACCAGCCUUCCCAGCAACAGGCGGAUGACGAGGAACACCUUCUGGUCGAUCACAUACAGGAGAUCCAAAAAGAAAAAGAGCAUUUGACGUCGACGCUGCCGACGCUCACGCACGCAACUUCCGACGACGACAUGUUGUCGACGGACGGCGAUGGUAGUUUGGACGAUCUGACUUGUUUAGGAGGCGAAAAAAGCAAACAGCGCCCCAUUAUCAGAUCGAUAUCAUCAGGGGAAUCAAAAGAAAACGCUUAUCCCAAACUCAAAAAGCAAUCUUCGUCAGAAGCCAGGGGGAAACUGAUGGACGAUAGCGAGGAUCCUAUAAUGGUAUAGGAUUAUAAUUCCCUGUUAGCCUAGUUAUUAUUGGUAUCAUUCAGACUUUUCUGCACAUCUUAUUGAUUUAAAUGGAUAAUUAGUCCACGUGACAAGAGUGCUCUCUUAUGAUGAACUGUUGAUAUUUUUGUUAUUCAUGUUGUUAAACGUUAUAAGUAGUCAAUGGAGAAUCAAAGAAUUAUCAGGCGACUACGUUGGUCGUUAUUAUGACAAUACAAAUUGUAAUAUAUUACCAUGGACCACCCUUACAUGCAUUUCGUCUAAACAAAUUCAUAGCUAAUUAGCUGAUUAGAUUCCGAUAUUUUUCUAAUCCCACUGAUAAAGAACGAAGAUUGAUUUUGCUCUAAUCACCUAAAAAAUCUAAUUAAAUACUUCAAUUUUUGUUUCUUGUAAUAAUAGAUAUUUUCUCUAUGUCUCUUGUUCUCUCUUUGUCGCUCUGUAUUUUCAAUUUUUAUAGCAUACAAAUAACUAAAACUACUACAUCGGAUGACCCAAGAUUAAUAGAAUUAGGCCAGUAAAACUAUAGGUCCAACCGGGAACAAAUUUGGGACAAGCUGAAAUUGUCCGGAUACCUUCUGUAGGUUGUCGACAAUGUUUCCUAAGAAAUCGCACUCAAUCGCAUGGGCCGUACUCGCCCAAUAGGGCUUUAAACUAAAAAAAAACGUGCUUUUUUAUUAUUUUUCAAAAUUAUCUAAAAAACUAUUAUCUUUUUUAAAAAUCUACAAGCAAACAAAAUUAUUGCCAAUAAAAAUACCUACAAAAUGGUUUUUUGUUUUUUAAAAUCGGCCUAAAAACAAAAAAAGUUAUGGGCUUAUAAAAAUUGGGCCGAUUGGGCUUGGAUUCUAUUACACUGCUUUUGGUAAAUUCGACUUUAUUAAUGCUGACGCAAAUUAAUUGGAUGUUUUUUAUAACAAAAAUAUGGUAGUUGUCAUAAAAAACCAGUGUGGAAAAUUGUAUACAAAUCACUAGGUAUGAUUUAAUAUUUUAAGUAAAGCGUUAAACGCAAAAAUAGGUAAAUAAUGCUAUGCUAAAAUGUGCUGCUACUUACUCGUUUAAUAAUAAUCUCAAAUAAUAUUUAAAAAAAAAACAGAAACAUACUAUAAAACUAAAGUCUGUAUGGCAUGGUACCUAAAUGACACUUUUUAAAGAGUUAGGCCAGUUGUAUUUAUUAUUAAAUUUGAUACCAAACACGGUAAUCGUGUCAUACAGUCAUAAACAAAAAGUAUACUUACUUUAUUAAAACAAAUCUUAAUAAAAGAAAAAGAAAUUAUUCUAUACAUUCAUCAUUUUCAACAAAAGACACAUUUGUUGCAUUGUCACAAUACUGUCUAAUGCAAAUUGUACAGCUUGAUGAACAUUUAAUUCCUAUUGCAGCUACACGUUUUGGAGCAUACUGACUUGCAUCCACAAAAUAAUAAUUUUAUAAUAAAAUCGGGAGCGAUGUCCUUCCUGUUUCUUUGUGGCUCUAAGUAACCGUCCUUUUCCACCCAACCCUACUCUCUUGGAUCUAAAUUAUUUCCCAACCAUGACUGCACCUGAAGGUAAACCCUUUUAAAAUGUAGUUGAGCAGCUUCAGUUGUCGGGGGUAAAGAAGCUAGCUCAAAGUUACUACACAGUUUUUGGCGUGCAAUUACCUGAUUGUAUUUUACAUACCUAAAUGAGUUUAAAUGUUGCCUUCUCCUACUGCCGUACCAUUUUAGAAUAAAAUUUUCUCCUAAUUUUAAUAAAGUGGCAAUAUCACUGAAUACCCCUUUAAAUUGAAGUAAAUCUUCGGAAAGUUUUUCAUUUUUAGACAAAACAAUUAAAGCACUUUUUUUGCCCUUUUUAAAGAAUGCCGAUGUGGUAUCGCAACCUGACAUUGCAUGAACAAAUAAUAUGUUUUUAACUAUUGCAGGAUCUAAAUUCGAUUUUAAUGUAUGCAUAUUUGUUAUUUUGUCCAUUUUGCCUGCAAAACCUGGUCUAAAAAAAUACAGAUUUUGUGUUUGAAGUAAAGUAAUAAUUAGGUAUCAUGUGUUUUUUUUUUUACAAAAUGGUUCAAUUUUUAGAUAUAAUUGCAGCUCAAGCCGUAAUGGCCUAAUAUUUAAAGGCCAAUAAGUUCUUUGUUUUUAAGGCGAUUUUGAAAAACAAAAAGCGGUUUUGUAGCUAUUCUUAUGGCAACAAAUUUCCUCUCUUAUAAAAUUUUUAAAUAGUUUAUAUAAUUUUUGAGAUAUUUUCAAAGAAAUAAAAAAAAAUACGAUUUUUUAGUUUAAAGUCUGAUUGGGCGAGUACGACCCAUGCGAUUUAGUGCGAUUUUUAAGGAAACACUGUCGACCAUCUAAAGAAGGUAUCCUGAAAGUUUCAGCUUGUCCCAAAUUUGUUCCGGGUUACCCCAUGUAAACACCUUAGUUUUACUGGACUAAAUACUAUAACUACAUUUCUUUUUUAUCAGAACUAAUGUCAUUUUCGGUUUGCCCCGUAUAUUUUUACAUAUUUUGAUAAAAAAAUUGUAUCAAAGUCUAUAGAUUUGACCAAAAUUCAUGCACAAUAGUCACUGAAAUUUCCACCGUCACGGCGUCAGGGCAUAUUCGUAAAACCAUCAAUACAUAAAUAGUUAGAUUAACAAAAUUAUUAUUUUCUUUAUGAUUUUCUAAUAUCCAAUUACAUAAUUGGAAUCUUUUUUAAAAGAAAAAUUAGUACUUUGCCGUGAAUUCCAUAUUUUCUGAACAAAAUGUCCUAAAUAAAUAUGCGCAUUAAAAUGAGUAGCAAACGCUGCAUACAAUUUUCAAUUUUAUAUUUGAAAAUCUAUUUUUCUUUAAUUUUCUUUAUGUGAAGUUAUUUUUUAAUUGAUUUUCUAAAAGGUUACACGAAAAUAUUCGAAAAAAAUGUAUGUCUAAAAACAUUGGUUACUUAAUGCAUAUUUACUAGUUACAAAUAUAAAUGCCCUUUUUUAACCCUACGUUAGGCGCGUGGAUAUUACUGACACGGUUAGGCGCGUGGACUACAGUGGUAGCAACUCAAUUUAUUUAUUUAUUUUAAUGGAUCGAUUUAUCCAAACUUCAGAAAAAAGUUUUUAAAAUUAGUUCUUUUAAAUGUUAAUAAGAUAGUAAACAUGUAAAUAUUGUAAAAGAAAACGAAAAAUGCUUUUAAUUUUAGGUUAACUUAUUUUAUUUUAUUUAUGAAAUUAAUCUUGCACUUAAAUACAAAAAUAAGUUUUAAAAAAAAUCUACUAAUUUUGGCAGAAAAAAAAACAUAAACAUCAUAUAAAACGUGGAAUAACAAAACUUAUCCUAAGGCGAAACAAAAAAUUAAACAUUUAUUCUACGUUACAUAACAAAGACAAAACUGGUCUAAAUUUACUGCAUGCACUCUACACAGAUCUCAUUCAAGUGUUCUUUACAGGCGUAUCUUUGGCAUUUUUUACAAUAUUUUCGAGUAGACUUAUCGCGAUUCCUGGCACAAAAUGAACAACGUCUGACAGUAUUUCUAUUUACAGGUGGGAGAGGUGUUACCACUUCUGAAAUUCCCAAUAAAACACGGGCGCGCCGUCGAAAUUCCGGAGAGACUUGGAUAAGUGUAGCUUUAAAUUCAAUUUGAGGCCUAAUCAAUUCCCAUGCAAGUUCUUCUAUGAAAUCUGACCUUGCUAUCUUUCUGUUCCAAUUAUUAGACUUGCUAAAAUAUUUAGCAGGUCAUAAAAGAUUACCAUCGGAUAUCGGCGAGUAUUUCUUGAUACAUCAUAUUUUGCACACAAUUGGUCUAGUCGAUCCACGGCAAACUUCGUUUGGUUAUACAUUGUGAUUAUUUCAGGUUUUCUAGCGUCUCCAGUUUCAGCAUCAAUUGCAUUAUCAUGGUGCAUACUUGAAAUCAACAUUACAGAUUUACUUUUCUUUGGACAAUACGACACAAUUGUGCAGUCUUUCUGGAAUCCAAAAAUAGAAGAUCCCACUUCUUUACUUUUGUGUGGCAAAAAUUCCUUUGGUAAUUCUACUUUAUUUUUUCGCAUUGUGCCAAUAUAAGUUAGCUUUUUUUCAAUAAGUAAUUUUUUAACCAAUCAGUAAAUCAGUUAUCGCCAGAUAUGUUGCGGUUAGUGUUUGCCACUGGUUCUACUCAUCUAAGGACAAUUUCUUCUCUGGAAUUUUUAAAUUUAUAUGGUCCUUCAGGUUCGGUCCCUACAUACGUCUCAAGGUUGAAUGUAUAACCAGAUUUGACGUCCACCAAAGCAAACACUUUCACACCAUAUCGAGCCGGUUUACUUGGUAUAUAUUGCUUGAAUGAGCAACGUCCACGAAAUGCCAGAAGUUGCUCAUCGACAGUCAAAUAUUCACUUGCAAUAAAAUAUCUUUGAAAAUUGGCCAGAAAUUGUUCAAAAAUCUCCCUAAUAGGAGCCAUUUUAUCAAUUUCUCUUCUUAGAUUUCUGCCUCUAAUGUCAUCAAAACGCAUGCAUCGCAAAAGAAACCUAAAACGUUUCUCACUCAUUGCCAAGUAACAUACUUCUACGCCACUUCCUUUUGAGUUGUCCCAAAUUUUAUGUAAGUUUUUUCGAGAUGAUCUUAAUACACCGAUUAAAUAAAGAAUCCCUAUAAAUACCCUUAUCUCUCUUUCAUCUGUAUUUCUUGCAUCCCGUUCUCGUUCAAAUCGUUCUUUUAUACUUUCAAUAUAAAUAUUGGUACAGGUAGUAAUGGUUCGUAUGAUAGACUCAUCUAGUAAAAGAUUUAAACACUCAAUCCCCGUUAUUUCUGCAUUUCUAGCAAUUCCCUUCGGACCAGGCAAAUGUGUAAUGAUGUUAUGAGAUCUGGUUCUUAUAUGAACAUUAGGAGUUUCUUUUCUCCAUUUUGUUUUUUUUGUCCUUCCCCGUAAAAUAAUUAUUUCGUCGUUCAGACUCACCGACAUCGUCAGUUCAUCUUCACUCUCAGUCAUCACCUCGCUUUGGUCACUUGACAUUUCGUCAAACCAUUGUGACCAAACAGCUGGAUCUUUGGAUGUUUCAAUACGCCUCCUCUUUUCUUGGGACAUCUUGCUAUUUUAUUUCUCUAGAAAAAAUUAAAUUCAAAUUUAAAAUCAACAUUACAAAAUUUUAAAAUUAAAAAAAUAAUAAAUUUUAAUAAAGUACAAAUAACAAAUAUUUCGCCUUUUCUCAAAUUCUUAAUUUUCUAUUAAUAAAAAAACCAUUUUUAUAUAGUAUUAUUAAUCGUCAUGACAUAAAAAAUACUUACGGGAUUAGGCGCACGGGCUACCACUGUAGCCCAGUGGUAAAAAUUCGCUAAUAUUUUGAAAUCGCACGUCCGCUUACAGACAAUUGUAAACACAUACUGUCUAUCGAUAUCUAAUAAGCAGCUACUGAGAACGUCGACGACGCAAGACAAUAUUGGCGCUAGUAGUAGCCAUUCAAAAUGCAGCCAUGCGCCUAACGUAGGGUUAAUUGAAAUAAGUGCUCUAAAUAAAAAUGAGUGUUAUCACUAAGUGGGAUACCAUUGUUUUUGGUACCUCACUUUUUCCUUUUAUCUAAAUAUGUAGAGAUAUAUAGGAUGUCGUUAAACUGGAAAGUAUGCGAUUCGUAACACAUCUACAUACCAAAUUUAAUUUCUUCUUAUUACAAAUUUGUUGCCUUUAUCCUGGGCCAUCCGGUAUAUACACUAGCUAAAUAUUUACUUUUAAAUAAACUAUAUAAAACACGUUCUGCCUGUAAUUGUGUAACUAUAAUUGCUAGAAUAGUACUCCAGUUGAAACAAAUCAAAUUAGAGCGUUAAACAAGACUGCUCACCUAGUUUAUUUAGGAUAGAUAAACUAAAAACCAGUUAUUUUUGACUUAAGGUAACGUUAAGGUUUUGUAAACUAUUUCACCAAGCUGUGAUUUUAUUUCCUUGAGGUUUAAAAAUCUAUCAAAAGAUUGAAAUUAAGUUGAUUGUAUAGCAAUAAAAUAUUGACACUAUAUUUAUUAUGGUUUGAGUGGCCGAUGAAUGCGAAAUAUAAAGGCUCUUAUACAAAGCGUUUUAAAACAUAGCAAAAUUUUUUCCUAAAGUUGAUUCAUGUGUUGUUAGUCUGUAUUUAAACAUGAUAUUUUACAUUUAAAUAUAUAUCUAUUGGAACCGAUAUUCCUAUUUAAAUUUACACACCUAAUUAAACAAUUUUCUCCAGUUUUAUUUAUAGAGUUAUCAGGAUAUUUUUCCAGUGAACGAAUUUAACCAACAGAAAAUGCCGUAUGCGCAUAUUUUUAACUUUUCGAGAAGAAACAGUAUUUGAGUCGCAAACGUUUUACAAGUACAAAAGUAAAUUUACUGCUUAUGUUAUUAUUGAAAGUUAACAAUCAAUCAACCAAGUGGAGUUAAUUCUUCUGCAGACUUUUACCUUUACGUAAAUAGUAAGUUAGAACAGCAAACUAAAAACAUAUUCAUUUUGUAAAGUCACAUUUCGACAUCUUAUUGGAUCUUCAGCCUUUUAGAUUUUACGUUCUUGCUGAAAUCAUGGUAAACCAUACACGAUAUUAAACUAGCAACGGACAUUACUAUGAAAUUAUUAAAUAAAAAAGUGAAAUUGAUUUAUCAUUAAAAAGAAACAUUAGCCACCGACACCAGUGUUUUAGUAGUUAAUUAUUUUUGUUAUUAUAUAUCGUCGGUUUUCAAGAAGAGUGACAUAAUCCAAAAAAGAUCAUUUUGAGAUAAACACGUUUUAAAAUUUUAUUCAAUUAUUUUAGGGUAUUAUUUUUAUUUGUAUAAAUGAAAUGAUUUACUUCUUUCAGUAUAUUGAUGUAUACCUUUUAAGUAAAUAUUCAUUAAUAUUAUUGUCUAUGAUGUUGAUAAUUUAGUGGUAAAAACUGGGAAAUUUAAAACCCCCUUUUGAGAUGUGACAUUAUUCUAGAUAAAUAGUAUUAAAAUAGUACUCUUUUAUUUCAUUUUUCAGCAUAAAAAAAUAGGAAAAUAAAUAAAACAACAAAUACAACUUUAAUAAAUCUGGUUCUAUUUGGAAAUAGUAAACAAACCUAUCAUCUACUUUACAAAAGUUGAUGAGCUAAAAAAGACAUUAUCUUUUAACAUAAUACUUUACUCAUAAAAAAAAAUAUAAACAAAAAUUUAAGUCUUAAAAGACUAUUAUAAUGACCCAAAGAAAGUUGCAUAAUAUUUUGGAAUGUAUAAUUUCCUCUCACUAGAUCAAUCAAAUCUUUUUUUUUAUUUUCUGAUAUUCCUGGUUUAUUGGAAAAAGCUUUUUUUAACUGAAUAGGAUCUGAUGGGUUAAUUGAACGUUUGCUAUUUCGCGAUAUUACUUUACCUUCUUUAAAUCCAUCCGUGUAUGAUGUUUUAUGAAAUAAUGAGUUAGGCGAGCAUUUCUCAAAUUUAACCACUUUUAUGUCCGACACUUUAACUAUAUUGUUAUCUACAUCUUUGGACAAAUUCAAUCUAAACUGAGCAUUUAUGUCUUUUACAUCCAAAAAAUCGUCGAAUGACAUUUCGAUCGCUGUAUAUGGUGGACCUUUUUUCUUUGCGGCUCUUAUAGCACUUAUAAAUGAGUCAGGAGUAUACAAGGGUGAAGUUUUUAAUUGUUUUUUAAGAUAUCCUUCAAUCGUGGAAUGAACAGAGUCACCCUCGUUUUGAGUAUGCCCUUUAAUUAAAUAUUUAUGAGUGAUUGAUUUGAUGUUUAAACUUCUAACUGCGUACAAAUACAAACUAAGCAUAAACUUAUUUUUUUGUUGUCCAGGGCAAUUAUCAGAAUAAAAAAUUAACUCCGUUUCACCGUCAUUAUCAGAAACUUCCUGAAUAUAUCUGUAAAUGCAAGUUUCUAGCGCUAGCAAAACGCAAUUGCGUUAGCUAGUUAAAUCUGUGGUAGUACUAAAAAGACUGCCGUCAUAGCUAUCUUAAAUAAUUUUAAAUUAACUUACCUCAAAAUGAUCCUCACAGCAAAACCGAUUACAAGUACUCGAAAGAACUUUGUUUAUUUUAUUGUCUCUCUUCAUUACAUUACACCACUGUUUCCGUAUUAUCUCUCCUCUGGGUACACUAAUAAAUACUUUAUUUGGAGUAGUUUUUGUCGUAUUUCUACACCUUGGCACAAUACAAUAUUUAUAGCGGGUAUGUGGAGCAGACAUUUUGAAAAACACAAACAACAGCAAAACCAUGCAUAAUAAUAUUAACAAAGCAGCGUGUGCGGUCGACAUGCUAGCGUCGGUCGUCGCGUCCACUUGGGCGCCUGUGACGUAUCAUCCCGGCCGCGCUGGUACAAGGAAAAAAUUAAACAUGGCCUAUUUAUUCGAACUUUGAUAAUUAAUUGUGAAGUAACUAUAAAUGCUAGAGAACUGAAAUAAAUUGCUAAAUUUAAGUUGGAGCCUGCUCUUUUUUACUAAAAAAUAAUCGAAUUGUCGUUUCCAAGCUCAUUGCUAGAGAUGCUUCCCACUUAUAGCAAGACCAUUGGCUAGUCUAUCGUAAUAACUAGUAAGUAGUUUUAAUCCAUUCUGGAGAAGGAUACAUGCUUAUGCCUUACUUUGUACUUGGUUAGAACAAAUUAUUAAUGGAGCUUAUUAUAAGAAACCCUUUGGAAAGCCCUAUUUUACUAAUUCAAUUUCCCAUCAAUCUUUAUACUUUAAAAAAUUAAAUUUUAUUAUUAAAAUUGAUUUAUCCUUGAUUUAUCCUGGCUUAUCUGCAACUUUCAGAUUAAGUAAAUCAAAUCAUAAAGCAUUGAUGUGCACCACUGUGAAACUGUUACUGUUACUGUACAAAGUUUGUUGAAUUGGGUCAAAGUGACUUCUUGCGGUCAAAUAAAAUUUGAGAUUUAAGAAAAUCUCAAUACUUCCGAAAAAAACUGAAAUUAACGUUUCCUUUAUUGCAGUAAUAUUGUUUGAGUAUUCAAGAACAAUUAUCAAAUUUUUAUUUGGUUUUAAUAUUAUAAAAUAAAUAAUUUACAAUACGUUGUAACAUUUUAACGUAUUAUUUACAUAUUCAGUUUUAGGCAAAUUUCAAUGUUUUUUUUUGUUAAGCUCGAUAAUAAAAUGCGCAAUUUUAAUUCAAAAUGCAUACUUUCAUUAGCAUUUUAACUAUGGUUCACCUGUAUAUAAAGCAAUUCUGGUACCUCAUAACAUAUCCAUAUUUCGAAAUAAAACAUAAAAAAAAAUAUAAAUAAAUUUGAGGCAAUGUACAGUUGAAAUUAUUUAGAGGGUAUUUGGAAAAUUGUUAUACACUGAAAGUUUUUAAACUGUAAAAUUUAAGAAUAUAUGGAUUGCACUAAUACAAUUUUUCAAUGUCAAAAUAUAUGGUCGUUUUCUUCAAAUAGCCGGUAGUUUUUCAUUAUCGAUAAAAAAAAUUCAUAUAAUAAAAACAGAAAAUGUGUAUACCAGAAUGAUCAAUUUUGGCACUUCUGGGUUCUUAGUUAUGACGUUAUUUAAGUGUGUCGAAACAGAAUUUUUACAUUUUAUUAUUAAAUAUUUAAGCAAUUUUAGCUAAGCAAAUUUAAAUAGGAAAAUUAAAAUGGUAUACCACAUUAAUAUCUUCCGUACUAACUGAGUUAUGUUGUAUCUUAUAACUCCGUAGUAUCGCAUUAAACAUUUUUCCGUGUAAUAUUUUAAAUACUAUAUUUUUAAUAGUAUUCCUAUAUAUUAAAUACCUGUUUAGCAUUUGUAAAUAAAUAAAUGUAUAUUUAAGCUUAUAAUGAAUGAUCCAAAUAAUACUGGCAUUUAUUAAUUUAGUAUAGUCUCAAAUUAUUUGUGAUUGUAUAUAAAUACCUACCUAUGUCUAGUUAGUUGUACAUAAUAUAUCGGCAGACUGUGUAUCUUACCGAAAGAAUUUAUAUUUUUAAAUUAUUGUAUUAUAUUCUUCUAGUUUAUUUUUCUUUGUAUAAGAACCCAUUAUGCCCUUUAUUAUAAAUUAAAAAAUAAGCAUUAUACAUAUAAGAAUGGUUAGUUAUUUCUAUUAAAGAUAUUAUGAUUAUUAUUACUAUUAUUAAUAUUAUUUUUAUUAUUAUUAUUAAUAUUAUUAUUGUACCAAAAUUUACAUUAACCAUGACAGUUUAAAGUAUUAGAGGUUAUUAUGUACUUUGUCAUACAGAGGGCGUAUUGAUUUUUUUGUUGUCUGUCGGAAAAGAAAACAUUUGUUGCUACUACUUAGAAUAGUGCCAUGUAUUUACACUUAAAUCUAAGUAAAGCGGAAGUCUAGGUGGUACAAACUGUUUUUCGUUCAAUUUUGUAUAAGAGUUUUAUUUUAAAAGUAAUGUUUCUUUUUAAUAAUAAAAAAUAUGCGUUAGAAAUUUA